This is a messenger RNA of Lineus longissimus, 3493 nucleotides long. RefSeq names its product isocitrate dehydrogenase [NAD] subunit alpha, mitochondrial-like. Gene Ontology annotation, molecular function: isocitrate dehydrogenase (NAD+) activity; NAD binding; magnesium ion binding. Gene Ontology annotation, cellular component: mitochondrion. NCBI's taxonomy places the organism in Eukaryota, Metazoa, Nemertea, Pilidiophora, Heteronemertea, Lineidae. The transcript has 11 exons. Gene Ontology annotation, biological process: tricarboxylic acid cycle; isocitrate metabolic process. Bases 1 to 1098 code for a protein of 365 amino acids. The record is from RefSeq and is a predicted model, not a curated record.
AUGGCUUUUCGACUGUGUUUUCGGCCGUUGAGCUCCUUUCUUGGACGUCUGUCUGGGCCUAGAAUUGGAAAGAGAAAUUACUCUCAAGAGAUCCAGACUGUGACUCUUAUUCCUGGUGAUGGCAUUGGACCUGAAAUCUCAUCGUCUGUUCAGGAGAUUUUUGCUGCAGCCCAGGCUCCAAUUGCAUGGGAACCGGUGGAUGUCACCCCUGUGAAGGGGCCGGACGGAAAAUUCCACAUUCCUACCAAGGCUGUGCAAUCUAUGCACGGCACGACAGUGGGACUGAAGGGACCGCUUGCAACACCAAUUGGAAAGGGUCAUCAGUCACUCAAUCUUGCACUGAGGAAAGAGUUCACCUUGUAUGCUAAUGUGCGACCAUGUAAAUCAAUAGAAGGCUAUGAGACUCCCUAUAAAGAUGUGGACUUGGUGACGAUAAGAGAAAAUACAGAAGGAGAAUACAGCGGUAUUGAGCAUGUGAUCGUUGAUGGUGUAGUCCAAAGUAUCAAACUCAUCACAGAGCAGGCGUCACGGCGGGUGGCGGAGUAUGCGUUCAAAUAUGCCCAAGACAACAACCGUAGUACCGUCACAGCUGUACACAAAGCCAAUGUGAUGCGAAUGUCCGACGGUCUCUUCCUGAAGUGCUGCAGAGAUGCAGCAGCAAAAUAUAGAGGGAUCAAGUUCCAAGAGAUGUAUCUCGACACAGUUUGUUUAAAUAUGGUGCAAGAUCCUGCGGAAUUUGAUGUUCUAGUCAUGCCCAACUUAUAUGGUGAUAUUCUAAGUGAUCUCUGUGCUGGUUUGAUAGGUGGCCUCGGUGUUACGCCAAGUGGUAAUAUUGGUGAAGGUUGUGCCAUCUUUGAAUCGGUGCACGGUACGGCACCAGACAUUGCUGGUCUAGACAAAGCUAAUCCCACUGCCCUGCUGCUUAGCGCCGUUAUGAUGUUACGCUACAUGGGACUUGGAUCGUAUGGAGCAAGAAUAGAAAAAUCCUGCUUUGAGACAAUCAGAGAAGGAAAGUACUUGACUGGUGAUCUUGGAGGUUCGGCGAAAUGUUCAGAUUUCACGAAAGCCAUAUGUGACAAAGUUGUAGCAAUGGAUUGAAUCAAAUAAACUUCCGCUGACUGACUCUUGAAAUUCAUGUUUCGUAUCAGUUUGAGGUUUUCAUGUAUGUGCUCUAUUCCCAAACCCCCGCCAAAAAUAUAUCUCAAAAUCUGUGAAAACAAGAGGAGAUAAGUAUAAACCUUUUUCACACAAUUGAGCCAAACAUCGUGAGAGAAAUCCUGUUAUUAAAUGAUGUGGAUAAUGACCACAUGAUCAUAACAAAACAAUCCACCCCAUCAACCUUUCAAUCAAUUUUGAUAGCAAACUACCAGUGUCACUAUCAAGUCCUACUUCUACGUAGUUGCUAUCAGUUGUUGUUAUGAUAAAUUGAAUGAAGCAUUUCUUGUGGGUAUCUGAAUCCACAAAAAAAACUGUUUUCUCAGAAAGUUGUGGGAUCAUUUGAUGUUUCAUUAUUUGCUAUAAUAGUACAGUAGAACCUCCCUUAGUGGACACCUCUCUAUUAAGGACACCCUCUCUAUAAAGGACACUAAAUUUGGUCCCAAAUUCGGUGUUUCCAUUCAAUUUGACAUCUCUAAUCAAGACACCUCUCUAUUGAGGACAGCACUUGUCAGUCCGUAGGGUGUCCUUUAUAGAGAGGUUCUACUGAUCUUUUUCUUGCUAGUUUGAUGUAAAAUACUCAAAUCUUUUAAUGUCCAGGCUGCGUUUUAGUUCAAAUGUGUAAGUUUUUUUCUCAUUGCCCAGUAGUCCAAAUGGCUUUAUGUGAAAACUUUUGGCUGUAUUUGAAGAGUUGCUGUUAAAGUUAGUGCAGUGGAAUGUUAGGGCCAUACAUGUACUUGGUGUAAAAAACGCGAUACACUUUUAAAAUAGAAUAGCGUCAAAAUUUAUUCAGAACAUUUAUCCAAUCCUUGUAUUAUCAUAUAUACAAUGUAUGUAGCUAAGCUGGCUGCAGGCUGCAGCGUUAAACUGACAUUGAAAGAAGCUACUGUACGUUGCUGAUUUUGAGGUUAUUUCUUGUGAUCUUGACACACAGCCGAGCUAAAUCAUACAAUCAUCGAGGCUAAAAACUAUUAUUUAACUAGGUUCUAAAUAUAUUCUUGAUGCUACAUGAUUGUAUUCAAUUUAAAAGUGUAUCGUGGUUUUUUUACACCCAGUAGUUAACAAAAAGUGCAAGAGAAUUGGAACUGAUUUUACUGUAGAUAUUAGUGCUGUUAGUAUGUGUUAGGGCCCAAAUGUUCAAAGCAUGUUAGCUCAUAUCAGCAUGUUGACAUUUUGUUGCAUGUAAAUUUAUAUGAAAUGUCAUGUCAUCUUGAGCUAACACGCUUUCUAACAACUGGGACUCUGAGAUUUUAAACUCAGGUAAAUAAGUGUUCUGAAAGUAGAAUGUUGGAAAGUUGUCAAAUAUGUAGACCAAAUUGUUUAGUAUCAUUACUAAGGCUUUAGUUAGAAUGGCAUCAGUAGUCGUACUUCCACCUAUCAAAUCCCUGUGUCUUUUGCGCUUACACCUAUGAAUUGCCGUGUCUAAAUAGACCCGUGUGUCAAAUCCCUGUGUCUAUCGGGGGCUAAUUAAGACCCGUGUUCAACACGGGUUUUUUGAUAGGUGGAAUCUGAAUAGACACGGCAAUUGCAAGUUCUAAGAUCCGGCGACAGAUGGCGCGGUGUAGUUGCCUCGGUAUUACGCCCCCUCCAACGGGAAAGAAACACAGGAGAGCUCCCUACCUACAGCACACCUGUCGCCGGGGCUAUUAACCAUUAUCUAACACCACUGAUAGGUGUAAGUGCGCCCCGGGUUUUUUGACACACGGCGAAGACACAGGUAUUGAAAAAUCACAGGGUUUUAUGAUAGGUGGAACUACGACUAAUAUUUGCUUGGGUUCUAUCAUCAAAAUGUUACACCUUCCAGUUACAUGUAUGAGAUUUUAAAUGUUAACCCAGUUAAUGUACAGUGUAAAAGAACAAUGCAUCAUUUUUCAUCAGGUUGGGACUCCCUUCAUUCAAAUUGAAAAUUGAAUAAAGAAAUUUCUAAUGUAAUCGACAAUGCUGUUAUAUAGACAGACAUACAAUACUAUAAAUACCAAAUUUGAAUCCAUGUAAUUGCAUUAUUGUGUACAAGACAGCGAUCCAAACUUCAUGGCGUCUUAGAAUUUGUAUUUUGAAACCACAGCUAAUUUAAUUGCAACACCUUUAAGUUCUAUUUUUCUUGAGUCACCAGUGCUGCGCAUGUAAAUAUGGUAUAAUAACUAGAAUGAUCUCAAGGAUAGCCUCUCCUUGAUGAUACCAAUGUGUGUAUCUAUUUGAAUGAGGUAGCCUAAAGUAGAUCAAUGUCGUACAUUUCUUAUAGGUGAGCUACCUGUACUUAAAAUACGAAACCAACUGUGAUCUCCAUUUUGUGUGGUUUCAGAUCAUUCAUGUAAUCAUUGUAAAGUUGUUUAAUAAG